Molecule: messenger RNA, 946 nt
Organism: Dothidotthia symphoricarpi CBS 119687
Lineage: Eukaryota; Fungi; Ascomycota; Dothideomycetes; Pleosporales; Dothidotthiaceae
Exons: 3
Coding region: 136-660 (174 amino acids)
Cellular component (GO): trans-Golgi network
Source: RefSeq, a predicted model, not a curated record
CAUCUUCGACAACACCCUGCAUCCACUAUUCCCUCUUGGCGCUCGACCACUUGAUCCAACGGCCGCCUCUUGCCGACAGUUCAAACCUCCACUCUACAACUCAUCAACCUGACCUAUUCUCCUACCGUUCCUGACAUGUUCAGACAGCCACAGGUCACGAUUACUCCCUACCCGACUGCUAUUGAGCACGUCUCGUAUCCUGACGAUAUGUCGACCACCUCCUCAACCUCAUCUAUCGACAUCAACGACCAGGAAGGUUCAAGAGGCGACCCCACGCUCCAACCACGACCCCGUCUUGGAAGCAGGAAAUCGAGCGGUACCAUAAUAAUACCGCGCGAUAGUCCAAAUGUCGAACUCAAAGAAGAAGAAUACGACGAUGGCGACGCUCGUACAAUGAGCCCCAGAAGAAGCAGCGAAGAGAUCCACAAGAUGGGUGAAGAUGCUCGACAGGCGUUAAUAGAACAAGCCAAAGCCUUACAAGCUAGCCUUCUGGAGAUUGUCGAUCGUGUAGAAGUCGUCAAGUCGGAACACGAGAAGCUCGAGGGCGGUAACAAGUUCCUCCAAUCAUACAUUGGCGAGCUCAUGCAGACAAGCAAAAUCACCUCGUCCGGCGCUGGCAAAGGCGCCAAGGGCAAAGGCAAAGGACGAAUUAUCAAAUGAUCGUUGCAGGCGCCCUCUCCACAUUCUGACAGGCUAGAAUCCUCUGCAUCAUCGAGGCGUUUGCCUGGACCAACCCAAUCCACAUUACGAAACCACUCAUGAUGACCUUUCAUCCCGCACAUCAUUCAACCCGGUUUCCUCUCAGCAUACCACCAAAAUCCAUCGCGUUUAUGAGCGUUGCAUAGCGACACGGGGCCGGCAAACUGGCGUUUUUCAUUACAUUUCUUCGGCACAAUGGCUUCUGUCUUACCACAUUCCCACUAAAUUCGGCAACACUUUUGGAUCA